Bombus pascuorum is the source of this 3309-nucleotide messenger RNA. RefSeq names its product mitochondrial pyruvate carrier 1-like. Gene Ontology annotation, biological process: pyruvate import into mitochondria. Bases 1800 to 2108 code for a protein of 102 amino acids. NCBI's taxonomy places the organism in Eukaryota, Metazoa, Arthropoda, Insecta, Hymenoptera, Apidae. Gene Ontology annotation, cellular component: mitochondrial inner membrane. The record is from RefSeq and is a predicted model, not a curated record. The transcript has 2 exons.
CAGACGAUCGAUCGAAGCGUGGGAUGGUAGAUAAAAUAAAUAUCGAGGCGUCACGUGAAGGGAGAAGCGCAUGUAAACGAUGCGACCGUGGAAUCGCGAAAUACACCGGCCAUAAUACGCGAGACGGAAAAUAGCGGCAAUACUCUUGAGUGGCUGGGAUGGUGGCCUGGGGGACCCUACGGGGAUAAGGAUUUGCUCCAAGGGGAAAUACUCGUGCGAGUGGCACAUGCGGGAAUGCAUAUGCAGUAGGGAACAGUGAGCGCAGGUGCGUCUAUUUUUGGCGCUUUCGGGGCAUUUCCCAUAAAAGCCAAAUUUCUCUUACUAUUUCCAAAAGAAAUCUCGUAGAUAACGCCUCCAAAACGAUUCUCUAUCUUCAUCGAGUCUUACAAAAUAGAAUUGUCAAAGUUACACAUUCGUAUCAACCGCUUAAACGAUUAAAUUCGACUCGAGGAUAAAUUUCUGACGACCUCGUGAUAAAAAAUUCUUGAAAUCGAUCGGCACUUAAUCAGAACAAAAUUACUGUUUUAUUUUGUAUGAUCGUUUAUUAUUAAAAAUUCUUAAAUCUUGUAAAAUAUAUUUUUUAAUACAAAUCACAGAGAUUCUUCUUCUUGACGUCUCCGUGGACUAAGGAACCAGAAUGGCUAUGACACACCACUGGAACUCGAGAAACGUAUAGUCCGCCCCCUUCCCAGAUCAAUAAUACCAUCCCCGUCCUCGGCGCAUGUGCGCCGAAAUAUCUCCCCGUAAGCGUACUGGUUUCCACCCCCAGAUGAACUAGGUACGCUCCGAACGCCUUGCACCCCUCCAUGCAACAUUCAUAGCGCCAUCAAUAUUAUACGCGCGAAAUAAUAACCUGUGCAUUUAUUAUGAGAGGGGUGGCUGCCGUGGCUCAAGAGUUUCGUAAAAAAAAAAAAAAAGAAGAGAGGAACACCCGACGAGGGAUGGUAAAUUAUGCGUGUAAACUGUUAUGCAAAUCAAUUGGUCGAGGGUGAGAGAUCGGUGAAAGUGAUGGAUGGGUUUUCAAGAGAGAAUCUUGAAAUGCGAUGUUGACGCGGAAUUAAUUGUUUCGUGGCUUCUAUCGACUGAUUACAGCGAUUGAUCGAUUCGAUUUCUCUUCGCUUUCGCGCCUUUCCAAUGGAACGAAGUAUGCAAUGCAAAUUUUGAACCAUCGUUCGAUCAAGAAGCAAUGAUCGAUCCCUUUCGACGCGUUUAUGUCACGUUGUUAAGAUCGAAGGUUACAUUUUUUCGAAAGGUCUUCGUAAAGCUUGAGAUACUUUCACACUAGCAUCCCAAAAAUGGGAAAACAAUCGAAAGGGUUGCUCAGCAAGCAGACGAGGAGUUAUUUCAUGAGGUAAUCGUCGUGAUCGAGCGGCUCUCAACGAGCGCAAGAGGAACUUAAUCCCACGAUAUCGUCAUGCGAAUACGAUGUUUGCAUUGGCGUCGAAAGAGAUAACGGAGGAGACAAAAAUGUGGGACAAAGAGAACGAUAGAAGAACUAGUCUCGUAAAAUCUUUAUUACCGUCAGGCAUCCCCCUGAAAAAAUCGUUCCGGUCGCGCUUAUGUAAUCUUGGAUCCUCGAAUUUCCUCAUACAUAUCCCAUUUUCUUUAUAUUUUCCCUCUCUUCUCCUUUUCAUUUUACGAUCAACGAGGAUAAGAAAACGAGAUAUUAUAUCGUUUUCACCAUUCUCCUGAUACAGUUAGGCACGCACAGUUCCUCGCCACUAUUUAUAUCACGAAACGAAAUAAUUUAUGGAAGAUAAACUACUACUGGUUAUUUUCGCAUAUGUCUUUUUUUUUUCAUGUCUUCAAGCACACACUUCUGGGGACCGGUGUUCAACUGGAUGAUACCCAUAGCAGCCAUAUCCGACACGCAAAAGCAUCCGAGAAUCAUUAGCGGCAAAAUGACUUUGGCGUUGGCUCUGUACUCUAUAAUGUUCAUGAGGUUCGCCAUGAAGGUGCAGCCACGGAAUAUGUUGCUGUUUGCGUGCCACUUCGCCAAUUCCUGCGCGCAGUUUACACAGGCUUACAGAUUUCUCGACUACCAUUAUAUCUCGAAACAAGAACCCAAUGACGAAGACACACCUGUCUCUCAGGAUGAAAAGAAGUGACUUCGUAUAUGUUGAUCUCAGCGAUGAUAUAGCUAUAGUUAUUCGGUAUAAUAAUGUAGAUGUUCAGUAUCGAUUGUACGGAAAAUUUUAUAAUAAAAUCUGCAAUUUUUAAACAAAAUUUCCUCGAUUAAAAUUUUAUGAUAAAAUCUGAACGUGCAAAUUUUCGUUUGUUCAGUAAAGAAAUAAGCUGAAUAUCUCUUUUAUUCUCAAAGUUUCAUUUUUCUAUCUAUGCACUUCUUUUACGUCAAUUGUACAUUUUUCUAAUCUGCCACAUAUUGUCAAAAAGGGAGCGAUAUCAUCUCACUAUAGUGUUUAAGUAACUGAAAAUUACAUUGUAUAAGCAGUAAAAAGUUUCAGGAUUGCAUGAAAAUGUAAAGAACAUUCACCGUGAAAUCAGCCUAUUCACUCGACAGUUUCCCCAUUUUUUUUUUUUCUUUCUCCUUUUCCCCAUAGUGAGUCGAAAAAGGCACUAGUUUAUUCGUGGUGGCCCCAAUUCGAUGGACGAAUGUAUAAGGAGAGCAAUAAUUUCCUAGGGGUCGGUUCUGUCUUUCUCGUUUCUUUUCCCGCGCCUCGGACGAAGGCCAUUCGAUCGAGCUUGGGGUCAUUUUAUGGGAUCUGGCACGGAUCAGAGGCACGAAUCUAUUCCGGUUUUUCCAAAUGCUAAGCCACGCUGCGCCUCCGUCCCGUUUCUGCUCUUUGCAUUCGCUUAGCCUGGUCGAAGGAACACGAGGGCGAAUUCGUGUCCCUGAAUAAAUAUAUAUGGACUGAUUAGCCCUGCUUGGCUUCGAUCAUGCAUUCCUUCCAUUUAUCCGUAUCUUUUGCAUCGGGAAAGAUCGGUGACGUCAUCAAUCGUCAGUGGUUUUGUAUCAUUUCUGAAUAUCUUGAGAAAUUACGAUUUUAACAUUUUAUAGACAAUACACAUUAGAGACAAUUAUCAUUUUUAUCAGUUGGCAAAGGUCAUUUUUAUUAGCACAACAUUCACUCUCUGAAUAGUAUAACGAGGGCUUGUCUUCGAAGGUUUUGUAUACUUUUUGCAUAUUUGAAUUGUUCAUAAAUGCAUAAAUAUGCACAGUUUACCAUCGAAUUCCACUAACAAUAAGAUCUACCAAUUUGCUUCCAUUUUCAUGUUUUGUAAGGCAAUCACAUCCAUUAGUAAUUUCAUUCGAUUGCUGGAACUAUUUACUUUUACUUCAACCAUGAG